AUGUCCUUGCCGGAUGUGUUGAAACGAGGGGAUGAGUUUUUAUCGGAAUUCCCAAGACGCUCUCAUCUAUGGCAAUUAGCGUCGCAUGGUACCUGUCUUUUUACAGUGGGUGUUUCAAAGCUUAUUUUGAAGGCGUUCUACAAUGUUAAGCUGAAUAAUUUUGAGAAGCUGGAGAACGCCAUAGAUAGAUCGGUCACAGAAAAUCGAGGUCUUAUGACAGUUAUGAAUCAUAUGUCGGUUGUAGAUGAUCCCUUUAUAUGGGGAGUUUUUCCAUGGAGAAUAUAUACCGAUCUCGAUCAGAUAAGAUGGUGUUUAGGAGCUCACAACGUUUGUUUUCAGAGUAAAUUUCUUGCAAACUUCUUUUCCUUGGGAAAAGUUUUGUCUACUGAAAGAUUCGGUGGAGGGCCCUUCCAAGGUUCAAUUGAUGCCUCUAUUAGAUUACUGUCUCCUGAUGACACCCUCGAUUUGGAAUGGACUCCACAUCAUGUUGAAGCGUCAAAAACCGACAAAACGCAGGAAUCGCUUCCCAAGUUUGAUAAAAAAUACCUACCUCCUGUGCUCCGCUCUAAGCCCUCGUGGGUUCAUGUUUACCCGGAAGGUUUCGUUCUCCAGUUACAACCUCCAUAUGCAAACUCUAUGAGAUAUUUCAAGUGGGGAAUUACAAGAAUGAUUUUAGAAAGUACAAAGGCCCCAAUAGUUGUACCGAUAUUUACCACAGGGUUUGAAAAAAUUGCGCCCGAGUCCGCAGCAGGAACAGCUGUUGAACGCUACCUGCCAAGAAAUUUUGGAGCUGAAAUUAACGUCACUGUUGGUGACCCAAUAGACGAUACCAUUAUAGAAAAUUAUAGACAAGAAUGGAAAAAAUUGGUCGAAAAGUACUAUGACCCUGAAUCUCCUACUGAUCUCACAGAGGAGCUAAAAACUGGCAAAGAGGCACAAGCUCUGCGAAGCAAGCUCGCUGCAGAGUUGAGGGCACAUGUUGCAAUUAUUCGUAACCAGGAGCGCAAGUUUCCCGAGGAAGACCAGAAGUUUAGCUCUCCAAAUUGGUGGAAACUUUAUACCCAAACCGAAGGUGCAUCUGAUCCUCGUGUCCAAUUUAUUGGAAAGAACUGGGCAAUCAGAAGGCUGCAAAAGUUUUUGAAAGAAAAUGAUGAGGGCGAAGCUAACAUAGAUAAAAAUUUGAACAGCAAAUCAGAAGAGAAAAAAUAG
Molecule: messenger RNA, 1209 nt
Organism: Lachancea fermentati
Lineage: Eukaryota; Fungi; Ascomycota; Saccharomycetes; Saccharomycetales; Saccharomycetaceae
Source: the annotation of a GenBank genome assembly